AUGAAUGGAGUUGAGAAGGCAUUUAAGGCAAAAUUUGACAGGCUAUAAUAAAGGAUCAAGAAAAUUAAAGAAUAAGAAGUAAAAUAUAACAUCUUCUAUGGAAUAAAUGUACCAGCAUAAUGCUUAUCUCAAAAAGAUAAACUGAAUGACAUAGCAAAUGAAAAAUUAUUUGAAGUGGAGAAUUUCAGCUUGAUUAAAGAAAUGAAGAAAAAACUCGAAAUUUUGAAUUAAUAGGAUUAAAAUGAUUCAGUAUCAAUUGAGAAGCAAAAGUAAUUGAAACUUAUUAAGUUAUAGAAUGACUAGUAAAUUGUCGAGUUUGAGUAAAUAUAUUAAGAUGAAGUUGAUGAAAUAAGCGAAUCUUAAUAAAAGCGUAGAAGAGGUAGACCAAGUAAGUAUGAGCUUGAAAGAAGAUAGUAAAUUAAUUUGUAAAGUGUUAAUCAGUUUACAGAUACUUACCCCUACAAUGAAGAUUCUUUUGUUCAUAAUUCUCAAUAAAUUUAACACACAUCAGGUCUUCUCUCUAGUCUAAUGACACUAAAUCAAGAAAAUAUAAAUUUUGGCUUAACUUAAACUGCAGCAUCUGGAUGUGGCUUAUUUUCAGCAGUAGAUCAAAAUUUCAAGAUGACUAAGGGAACUCGCUAACGUAGAUAAAAAUAAUUCAUAGUCAAUGAUUCUGUUUCUUGCUCAAGUGAGCCUUGUUCAGGGAAUAUAAGUAUGGCUGAAAUAAGCAUAUAAGAUUAAAUAUAUUCAGCAUCCUCAAAUACAACCACUAAGAGUUCAUUUAUGGAUAUCGAUAGCUAAGGUAAUUAUCCUCACCCAAAAUAAAAGUAAAAAAGAGAAAAAUUGAAAAAAGAUCCUGCCAGUAAGUAUCUAAGGGUUGACUUGAAGACUGAAAGAGUGCUGAGGAAGCGAAAUAGGAGAGUAAACUAUUGUAUAAAAGAUGAGGAUGAGGAUGAUGAAAGUCAUUAUUGA
Messenger RNA from Stylonychia lemnae, 972 nucleotides. The record is from the annotation of a GenBank genome assembly. NCBI's taxonomy places the organism in Eukaryota, Ciliophora, Spirotrichea, Sporadotrichida, Oxytrichidae.